Molecule: messenger RNA, 2547 nt
Organism: Penicillium diatomitis
Lineage: Eukaryota; Fungi; Ascomycota; Eurotiomycetes; Eurotiales; Aspergillaceae
Product: DUF3433 domain-containing protein
Exons: 2
Coding region: 1-2547 (848 amino acids)
Source: RefSeq, a predicted model, not a curated record
AUGGCAGAUCACUUGCUUCCGCGAAAUUUCAGCCUCCGAAAUGUCAACACUAGCCGACCUCAACUUUCCCAAUCCGAAUCUCGUCAAUCCAUUUCUGCAUCCGACGACUAUUAUUCCUUCUCGGACCGGUCACGGUCAAGUAGUCCGGACAGUCGUGUCACAGCCAUGCGAUUCGACACCGCAGACUCUCAUCAAUCCUUCCAAGCGUCGUCUCCUACUGUGCCCAGUGCUGAGCACCUCCAAGCCCAGGAGAUGUUUUACUCCGCUCAAGACCAGCAAUAUCACCACCAUCACCAAGAACAACAGCCACAACAGCAACCUCAACGGGCUGUUCAACAACAACUACCUGCCUCUACCCCACCAGGUACAAGCAGUAUGGUUCAUUUUGGGGACGACAGGGUCGCCCGUAUUAGUCCUAGGUCGGAUGGCACAGUCAGGCGGAUUGCAGCAGACUAUGGCGGCCCAGCACCGACCCCAGGGCUGGAUGACUCGCCUUAUGUUCGCUUUGCCAUUGAUCAAUUGACCCGGGAUAGAGCUGCAGGCGUCCCUCAAAGACACGACUCUACCUCAACAAAUCAGGACUUUCACACCGAUCGGCUGGUGUGGGAUCAAGGGCUGGGACAGUUCACUCGUGCUCGCACCCCCAUCCGGUAUACAGCGACGCCGCCAAAACCUGGAAAUCUUACAUCGCCAUCUCCUCAAGCUUUACCUCAAAGACCCGACUCGGUCGAUCCUGAAUCGUUCAUCGCCGUCGACCCACCUGAAGAAAGUCUGCAAUAUCCACCACUGAGAUAUCUGCCUUCAAUCCUUCAGCCAUGGGCUCUCCUCGGCCUGAUCAUUUGCUGUCUACUUAUGAUCGCCGGGGUGGUGUUCUGCAAUAUCUGGUCCUCUCGACAUGAAGGUCUCUGGGACUAUCACGGUCAAGGGGGCGGCAGAUACUUUGCAAUGCAGUUUCUUCCCCAGAUCUUGGCUGUUCCAAUUAUUGUAUGGAACUUCGUGGUGCAGGCAGCAGUGUAUCGGAUCUCCCCCUUUGCAAUUAUGGCAUCAUCACGACCUCGAGGGUCAGUCUUACAAGGUCUUUCCGUGAUUCCCAAGAAUUUCAUUCUGCCAGACUUGUCUCACUUUCGAUCUGGCGAGGUUCUUUUUGGAGUCUCACUGUUGUCAAUCUGGCUUUCCAAUUUCUUCGCCAUGCCCAUUCUCAGCUGCUUGUUUCAAGCCAAGUACUAUAUCGUGGAUGGACAAGGUGUAUGGAGGUGGACUUCUGUUGAUGCAGUGGGCUGGACUAUCGUCGGAAUGUACGGAUUCCUGGUUAUCGGUUUGCUUCUGCUCGUUCUGCGAUUCAUUCGAUCAUGCACUGGACUAAUGUGGGAUCCGGUUUGCUUGGCCGAUCUCAUUUCAAUCAUUCAACGGUCGAAUGUGCUUCGCGACUACGAACAUUCCGAAACCGUUCCAUCUGUGAAACAAUCACUAGACCCUCGCAUUGUUCGACUCGGCUACUGGAAGCUGUCGACGAAAUCUAGGUCGGACAUUUUCUACGGCAUUGGCGAAGUCGACGCUCCAGUCCGAACACCCUCACUUCAUCAGACUGAGAAAAGCCGUGACUUGCAACCCCAGGGGAUGACUAGAGUCAGAUUUGACCUCGAGCACGGGGGCGCCUUUGCCGAUGACCCCUUUGAUCAUCAUCUGUAUUCAUCGUUCGUCCGAUUUCGUUGGACUCCGUGGUUCCUCCGCAAGACCUCUGUUCUUGCAUGGGUCAUCCUCCUGUUUGCUCUCUUUGUGGCUUUUGUGGCUGUCAGCUUUGUGAACAAUGCCAUCAGGGAAGGGUUCUCUCCAAAGCUUCCCACUCUGCCUUCAUCGACUGCGUUCUCCGCCUCCAAUUUCCUGUACAGUUUCAUCCCAGGCCUGAUUGGAAACAUACUCUUUCUUGCUUUGCAGCCUAUCGACAUGUACUUUCGUGCUGUGCAACCCUUCAUUGAACUCUUCAAUGGCGCGUCGGCGGAACAAAGUCUUCUUCUCGCCUACCCUUACUCUCUACCUCUUCAAGUCUCACUACAAGCCGUAUUCCAUCGGCACUUCCGCGUGGCUUGGCUGUCGCUCAUGAGCUUGGCAUCUGCCGCUAUUCCAGUUCUCGCGGGUGGUGUCUUCAUCGCGCUCUGGUAUCCGGACUCGCAAGAUAUCCGAAUCUCCUCUCUCAUGCCGGCCUUUUACGUCUUGAUCGUAUUUUGUGCCUUGUAUGCCAUCACCUUUCUCACUAUCUGGCCCACCCGUCGCCAGUAUCUUCCGCAUGACAUUUCCACACUCGCGGAUCUUAUCAGCUUCCUCUACCAAUCCCCCCUUCUCGCCGACAAGCUCCUCCGUGAGCCUCGCAGCAAGACCGACCUUGUCACCCGUCUCAUUAUUGCGCCGCCCUCGGAGCGCACGUUCCCAAUGUAUGGCUUCGGCGUUUACGUUGGACGAGAUGGCAAAGAACACCUCGGCAUUGAUCGAUUCCACCGACCUGGCCGUUCCGACAUGAUGCUUUAUGACCGAAACGAAACAGACUUAUGA